GUUUCGAGUUCGUAGAACAAGGUCCGACUCCAAACCUUUUUGACAAUUAAUAUCGUCUGAAGAUUUCAAACAGUAUUUAUUUCUUUUCAGCACUAAACAACGCCAACAAUGAGUGGAAUUCCUGGAACAGCUGUAGUUCAAAUAACCAAUCUUUCGUCUGCCGUGAGUAGUGACCAAAUGCGCACUCUAUUUGGAUUUCUUGGGGACAUCGAGGAGUUGCGGCUAUACCCGCCGGACAAUGCACCUCUCUCUUUCUCGUCCAAAGUAUGUUACGUAAAGUAUCGAGAGCCAUCCAGUGUUGGUGUGGCACAGCAUUUAACCAACACUGUUUUUAUUGACAGAGCUUUGAUAGUGGUUCCAUGUGCUGAAGAUGACUAGACUGGCCCAGCUGUUACACUACACUAGCCUGAGUAAGGCAUUGUUUUCCAAGCCACUAUCCCCGAUGGGGCCAACGCAGCCUUCAAGGGGGGAAUGUGACCAGGAGAAUAGCCCGCAGAGCCCUCCAAGAUGGACACCUUGUCUCUUUUUGUUUUCUUUUUGUUUUCUUUUGGUUUGUUUCUUUUCAUACUUUUCCCAUGUUGUCCUCUGUCUUCUCUCUCUAGAAAACUACAGUAUUGCAUAUUUCUAGAUUUUUUUUUCUUUUUCUCUCAAUUGUUUUUGGUUUAUUUUGGUUUAUCCCACCCCCCCCCCCCUUCUCCUCCACAGCAAGUUGUGUCUGAUUUGAAUUCUGUCCAGGUUGCCAUGGCACCCAGGUGGAAUGUGUGUCACACAUGGGAUGCUAUGAACCCGACUAACACAACUUGACUCUCUGUUCCUUGUUGAUACAGUCAGGUGUUAUUGUAUGAUAGAGCUCAGUCACAGCUAAUUUCUGAACUUUGGUGCAGGGCAAAUUUAAAGUAUGGCUUCGCUUUUUACGUGAACUUAUCCCAAAGCCGUUAGAUGACGUUCAAGUGCACGUUAAGUUUGAAGCUAAUGGUUUGCUUGUUAACUGUUUAAAGAUCACGAUUUGCCCUUUGGAAAUGCAAGAUCUUCACACACUUUUUUUUAGAUGUAUUUCUUAUGUUUUUAAGACUAAAGUCGUGCCCCUGUAUCAUUCCUCCUUUUUCUAAUGGGGAAAAUGACCAAACUGACCCACAAUCAAGGUUUCUAAUCCGAUAGUUUUUUUUUUUUGGCUAGCAAAGUUUGGGGAGAUUUUCUAAGAUACUUAAAAAAUGUUCUUCUUUUCUGAAUCUGAUGUUCUGUGUGCUAUUAGUGAUGCAGCCAUCAUGAUCCGUUGUCUUGUGUUGCACACCUUUCCAACACUGCGAAACGAUCGCCCCCUGGGGAAAGCGCCCAUGCUUGAUAUCGUAUGGUUCAUGACCAAUAUGUUUCCAGUACAGGUGACACAUAACUCAAAGUGUUAACUCAAUUCUCUGCAUUUCUUUCUUUUUUUUUGGAUCUAUGAAAAAAAAAAAAAAAAUCUGCCUUUUUGUUUUUGAACAGAAGUCUUGUUAACGUCUGUGUGUUCAUAGCUGUUGAUAGAAGGGCGAUGAAGGGAUCUAGCUUACCAAACGUAAGGGUGGAAUGUGAGGAGUUUGAGGCUGGUCCGCCUCCAUUAAAAACCCCCAGCAGCAGAGGCUACAGUUACAUUAGUCGCUUGGUAGCGAGUAGAGCUCUUAAGAUGUACAGUGCGAAGAAAGGCUAUGUCGUCUUUCUCUAGAAAUACUGGGCUAAUUUGUGCAGACAGAGAGGAGACAGAGGGUAAGAGUCGCGCCACUGCGUCCGCUAACUCUCUCCUGUUGUCUGCAGGCAAGAUCCCAGAGGAGGCCAAAGCCUUGUCUAUGCUGGCGCCCGCCGUCCCCUCACCCGGACUGGUCCCAGGAGGAGGGCUCCUGCCCAUACCCACCCCCGCCCCUCCCGUCCACAACCAGCAGCCUCCACAGUUGAGCCUACCUGUGGCGAACCUGGUGGCCCUGCCGACUGUCCUGGACCACUCGCUGACAGCCCUGGCUGGGGGCAGCUCCUCCCAGCCCCCCCUCAUGGGCAACGUGGACCCUUCCAAGGUCGACGAGAUCCGGAGGACCGUUUAUGUCGGCAACUUGAAUUCUCAGACCACCACCGCGGAGCAGCUGCUGGAGUUCUUCAAGCAGGUGGGAGACGUGAAGUUUGUGAGGAUGGCCGGCGACGAGACGCAGCCCACGCGCUUCGCCUUUGUGGAGUUCGCCGAUCAGGAUUCGGUAUCCCGAGCCCUCAAUUUCAACGGAGUCAUGUUCGGAGACAGACCCCUGAAGAUUAACCAUUCCAACAACGCCAUCGUGAAGCCCCCAGAGCUGACGCCCCAGGCCGCAGCCAAGGAGCUGGAGGACGUGAUGAAGAGGGUGAGGGAGGCCCAGUCCACCAUCGCCGCCGCCAUCGAACCAGAGGAUGAGAAGAAGCCUUCUCCCAGUCACUCCAAGCGGUCCAGGCAGUCCCACUCCAGCUCGCGGUCCCGGUCACGAACACGCAGGAAGAGGUCUCGCUCCAGCCACAGGAGCAAGCCCAUCCAGAGGUCACGACCCCGGCUGAGCGACCGCCACAGUUCCAGGAGUUCAGGCAGGAGGCCGUCUCGCUCCAGGGACCGGAGGCCGAGUCGCUCCAGGUCCAGGGACAGGCGGAAAGACAAGGAUGUGAACAUGAGAGGCAAGGUGGAUGGCCCUCAAGAGAAGGGUGAUAGGAGACAGAAGGAGACAAAGGGCAGAGCUCCUGCAGACAGCUCCGGGGGCUUCCUGGGGUCGGGCAGCGCCAUCAGGGACCACCGCAGACGAAGUCGGGAGCGAUCCAGAAGCCCUCGCAGGAAAGCCCGCUCGCCUACUCCAAAGAGGGGGAGGAAGGAGAAGAGGAGGGAGAGGGCCAGCGAGAUCAGCAGGGGGCGGAGGGAGAGAUCCACCUCCAGGAAGAAGAGCAACCGAGAGCAGGAGCGGACAGAGCGCAGGGCCAAACCUGCCAAGGUCAAGGUGGAAAGUGACAGAGCGGGGAGAGACAACAGGGAAGACUCCGCCACACCCAGCGAAGACGUGAUGUCAUCACCCUGCGCCCGGCACAACGGCAGUCAUAGCACAUACCCAGACGAUGACAUCACAGCAUGAACUGACUGUGCAGGCACCUGGCUUGCUACUUUAUGAUCUCGUAUGGACUUGCAAUCGCACACACACACACACACACCCACACACACACACACAUGCAACAGUUCCCUGAAAUGGCACAACAACUUGCCAAAACCUCAAUCAUCACCAACCUGCCAUGGCCAUUUCUAGUUGAUUGACUAGCUUUGAGUUGUGUGUUCAGCUAAUUGGAAGUGUGUAGCUGUAAGAGAAGGCAGAGUCCAUAACCAUGUUGCUGUGAUCCUGCUGUUAUAUGAUAUUCAUAUGGAAAAAGGAACCUGGAAUCUUUCUUUAUUAGUGAAUAUGGUUUGACAUGAAUAGUUAUAUUUCUUUUGUUUCUGCUGCAUACAUUUUCAGUUUAUUAAAAAAAAAUAAUAAUAAUAAUUCUGAGAUCAGUGUAUGCACUACCCCUCACUCAACAUUUCUGUAGUCUAAAAACAGAUUUCAACAUUCAUAUAGUGAUUAAAUAUUCAUAUGAAGUGUAAGUAGUCAGAGAUGUUGCAGUACAGGGUCUGUACCCAACGCCUGACACCACACUGAAGUUCAGCUUUACACACAAGUCAAUGCAUUGCUUGUGAGCACAGGCAAGUCAAAGUGCCUAGACUGAGAUUGUACAAAAGUCACUGUAUUAGUAUACUGUAUAAAGAGCUGUUAAGAUUUAAAAGAAAUGUAUUGUCCUGAUGAGGUGUCAAUAUGUGAUCGGGCAGUUUAGACAGUUUAGGGCAGUUUCAGACAUAAUUUGAAGUCGUGUUGUCUUGAUAUUCAUAAAGUGAUUGGUUUUUAAAUCUUUUUUGUGUGUUUACUGAAUUACACGUCUUUUUUUUCCCCUUUUAAAUCGUAUUUUGAUGAUCAGAAUUCUGUAUUUUGUACCCAAUGGCUGUUUAAACACCAUCCUUCGGUAUGUGCUCCAUUACUUUUGCUAUUGAGCUUUUAUUUCAAUUUUGUAUUUGUUGCUGGUAGUUACUGUAACUUUAGAUGAAGAGUUGAAC
Messenger RNA from Hypomesus transpacificus, 4108 nucleotides. It is a transcript of the gene srek1, whose product is annotated as splicing regulatory glutamine/lysine-rich protein 1. Lineage: Eukaryota; Metazoa; Chordata; Actinopteri; Osmeriformes; Osmeridae. Gene Ontology annotation, molecular function: RNA binding. Gene Ontology annotation, cellular component: nucleoplasm. The record is from RefSeq and is a predicted model, not a curated record. The transcript has 12 exons. Bases 1683 to 3104 code for a protein of 473 amino acids.